AUGGGUCCUACGUUGCCACUUCUUGCAGUCAUACUCCUAACCAUCGGAGCUGAAGGAUUUGAAAAUGGGACAUGUCCUCAAUCCAAACCGUGCUCGCCUGGCGUUAUUCUUCCUGUCUGGCAACCCCAGAGCGAACUGCAAGAAUGUUCGAUCAUUUUUCGAGCCGUUGUUUAUCUCAUUGCACUUUGCUACAUGUUCUUUGGAGUUUCUAUCGUCGCAGACAGAUUCAUGGCGGCGAUUGAGGUGAUCACAUCACAGGAAAGAGAGGUGAAGAUGAGGAAGAUCACUGGCGAACCGUAUACGAUCCUAAUUCGCGUCUGGAAUGAGACCGUCAGCAAUCUAACGCUUAUGGCUCUUGGAUCAUCGGCACCAGAGAUUCUUCUGUCCGUGGUAGAAAUAUUUGGAAACAAUUUUGAAGCAGGUGAAUUAGGUCCCAGUACAAUUGUUGGAUCAGCAGCCUUCAAUCUUUUCGUCAUCAUCGCCUUUUGCAUUUUUGCGAUUCCGUCUGGUCAAGUGCGACGAAUUCAGCGCGAAUAUGUGUUUUGGGUGACGGUGGUCUGGUCGACGUUCGCGUAUAUUUGGCUGUACCUCAUUCUCUGCGUAUUCAGCCCCAAUGAAGUGGAGGUUUGGGAAGGACUGUUGACGUUCAUCUUCUUUCCACUCACCGUCAUCUCAGCCUAUGUGGCUGACAGUUACCCGAAGUUAUUCGGACGGCGGUAA
This is a messenger RNA of Angiostrongylus costaricensis, 720 nucleotides long. Lineage: Eukaryota; Metazoa; Nematoda; Chromadorea; Rhabditida; Metastrongylidae. The record is from the annotation of a GenBank genome assembly.